Acyrthosiphon pisum (pea aphid) is the source of this 2452-nucleotide messenger RNA. Its product is annotated as (E3-independent) E2 ubiquitin-conjugating enzyme UBE2O. Gene Ontology annotation, molecular function: ubiquitin conjugating enzyme activity. The coding region runs from base 207 to 2258 and encodes 683 amino acids. The record is from RefSeq and is a predicted model, not a curated record. NCBI's taxonomy places the organism in Eukaryota, Metazoa, Arthropoda, Insecta, Hemiptera, Aphididae. The transcript is spliced from 13 exons.
UAUUUCUAUAUGAAUCAUUUAGAUUUAGAACAAAAUUUGUUUUUAGAUUGGCAAUUAGGAAUUUCUAUAUAUUUAAAUAAUUAAGUCGCAUGUUUCCAACUUUUAUUGUAUAAAAACAAUAACAUACAUUGUGCGUUGAUGUAAGCCGGUGUAGGUAUUUUCACCCAACCCGCUUUUAUUUACGUAUUAUAAGGUGCAAUAAAAUAAUGGAGAAAGAUGAUGAAAAGUUCUUUUACGAAGAUGAAGUGGCCAUGGUGUCUUCAAAAACUGGUCUAGUAAAGUAUGGUUUGGUUUUAACGACGAACAGAUCGCGAUCAGAAACCGAGUUAAAAAAGAGCUCAUAUAAGAAUCAUAAUGAGAUCAAAGUGAUCUGGCAUCCAAAUGGAGCUGAAGAAAUUAUCUCUGAUGAUAAAGUUGUGUUAAUGGAUCGAUCAUUAAUGCCUGGUGAUGUAGUACGUAGAGUUAGUGAAGGCAAGCCAAGUCAAUUUGGAUAUUGUGAAAAUAUUGAUAUAUAUGCCACAGUGAAAAUACUUAAUACCAACAAAAUAAUAGAAAAUAUCAAUUCACGAAACUUUACUCACACAAAACCCUUUGCAAUUGAUUCCUCUGUUUUUUAUGAAUCCUGGGUUGGUGGAGUUUAUGAUGUCAAAUGUAAAGUUACAUUUGUUACACAAGAUGGAUCUAUUUUUACAUUAGAGGAUCCAUAUAGACGAGACUUCAUAAGUCUAUCUACAAGUGAUAGUUUUUCCAUUGAUGACAAUGUAUUUUAUCAUGGGCAAAAAUUAAAAAUGUGUCUAGAUUCCUUAGAUGGUGCAACAUUUUUAACUAUCAGUAACUUAAUGAAAUGUUUAUGGCACAAUUAUAAGAAGAGUUUCAGCUAUAAAGUUGGGGCCAAGUGGGUCAAAGUUUAUGUUCAAGAUGUUGUUGUAUCAUCGGUUGAAGUUGAAUGGUACUGUCAAACAUCAAGUAGAACAAAGCCGCGUGAAGAAUAUUGGCCAGAAAGAUUAUUUACUGGUGAUAAUUUGAAAAAACUCAAAACUAUUGAUCUAUUUGAGUCGUGUUCAAUUCAAGUGGGAGACACACAUUGGUAUACAAUUAAAGAUACCGAUAAUUUGAUGACAAUGAAACAGUGGCGAUCUAAAUGUACAGAAACAUUUAAUAAUGGACCCGGUUCAAUUCACAGUAAAACUAAUAAAGAUAAGCACCACAAUAAACUUUUAGGUACCAAAAAACCAUCAAAGAGCUCACAUCCUAUUGAGUUGGAUCCUAUAAAUAUAGAUGACUUAUUAAGUACACAAAAUGGAUCUAGUAGAAACGUUUUAGCUGUCUCAACACAAAGAAAUGAAAGAAUAUUAAAUAAGGAAUAUAAACUUGCAUUACUAGCCAAAAAAUGUGAAUCUAGACCAUCUACAAGCACAACCGGCAAUAGUUGUGUACAUACAUUAAAAUCAAACAGACUAAAGAGGAACCGUAUGUGGAAAUCAUUAAUUAAAAAAAGUAAACAAUUCAAUAUACCUAAAGUAAAAACCAAACCAAAUUCCAAAGUUGUAGUUGAGAUUUGCUACACAAAAUCUAUGGUAGAUGUUGUAUGGCAGGAUGGUACUAAAGAAACGGGAGUUUCUUCCACUGAUCUCUACCCAGUACAAACUCUUGAUGACCUUGAGUUUUUUCCUGGCGAUUUUGUUACUGAAAAAAGUCCUGCAUCUGAUGUUUAUGGUGUUGUAGAAUCUGUGGACCAUGCAGAACGCACUGCUCAUAUACAAUGGUUUAAAGUUUAUCCUGAAAAUCCAUCAUUGCCAAACCCUAUUGAAAAGACUUAUUUUAGUGUAUAUGACUUACGUGAUCAUCCGGAUUUCCAUUUUAAAUCUGGUUGUCUCAUUAUACAUAUUAAUCCUGAUACAAACCCUGAUUUAAAUACCUUAACUGCUGGACAAGUAUUAAGUGCAGGGCCUGAUGGCAGGAUCUUAGUGAUGUGGGUUAAUGGUGAAAAAACCGAAUGUUGGCCACAAGAAUUAUUUGUAGUCAAACUAAAUGAUGAUGGCUUCAGUUUUCAAGAUGAAGAAUAUGAGGAUGAAGAUGAUGAUGCACCUCUUGCUGUUGAAGAUGACUUAUCUGAAGAUUGGAUGUCUAUAACCAGUCCUGGAUCAUCUAAUAAAAGCUGUGACCAAGUACACGAAGAACGGAAAUUUGCAAGACUAUUUUGUCCAAUUACUAGAGCAAAAUGCUUUGAGUAUAAAUUUAUUUCUAGAUGCUGUUAAACAAAAUUGUGACAUGGAUAAAGUUCUUAAAUUAAAAAAAGUUUUGGAACAAUAUAGGUUAGGAUUUAACGUUAGUUCGUUUUUGCCAACUUCAGAAUGUAAAGAAAAAGAAAAAGAAAUAGAAACAUGGUACAAGGAUCUCAUCGAUAAUAUCUCAAAAUUAAUAGACAAAAUAAUCUCAAGAAUAGGUAUUA